AUGCCCUUUGUUCUCACCUCGAGACUAGCUGUGUCUCGUGCGGCUUCGCCGUUCCGUCCUCACGCCCUUGGCUCACUUGCAACAUUCCAGUGCCAGCGCCAUUAUGGCCGUAUGCUUAAGACCAUUGUCUUCAAGCAUGUUACAAGUAUCGCCGAUGUUGUCCGCCCUACCAUAACGCCUGGGUUACGUUCGCUUCCGCAAGAAAUCAACAAGCUGACAAAGUCAUUUGCACCUACCCAUACCCAGGAGUCGAAAUAUGGGGCCCAGACAGCUCUAGAGAAAGCUGCAGAAGCUCCGGAGGACGAUAUAUCUACCGAGCCGUAUUCACUCACUGCCAUCGACACUAAUAUCCAAUCGCAGGUUCGCUCGCUUAUGCGUUUGGUCCCUCACGCAGUCGCAAUAAUAACAUCUACAUUCCCAAAUAAUGACGCUGGUUCUGCUUUUCGAGGAAUGACUGUAUCAUCCUUUAACACUGUAACGUUAUACCCAGAUCCAAUUGUGUCCUUCAACGUGAAAAUGCCAUCAGAAACAUAUGAUGCGAUCCUCUCGUCACAGCGGUUUUUGGUUCAUCUGUUAUCGUCGAACAAGGCCACAGCCAGACUAGCGAGGGAGUUUUCAAGAGGCCAUGAAAAUAUUUUGCUUGAGGAUAAAAAAGGCACGUUUAGGUUUGCGUCGCUGAGCUCGCCCCACAAUUUGCCCGCGAUUUCAGAAGGCGAACCGCCGCGACUCGUUAUUCAAGGAGAGGAAGCAAGCAUUACUGCGGAUAAUGGCUCUCUACCUAAUUUUCCGUUUAUACUAGAGUGCAGAUAUCAUCCCUCGAGCAUUCGAGUUGGAGACCAUGUAGUUGUCCUUGGCACGGUCAUGAAGAUAUGUUGCGAGCAAUCACAGAGGCAGCCACAACAAUCUGAAACAUAUCAUUCUACAAAUGAACUAUGCCUUACAUACGCGGACACUCGCUUUUGGAAGAUCGGUGAACCAGUCACUCCCUUACCACGAGAAGGGGAGCCAUGA
Messenger RNA from Ophidiomyces ophidiicola, 1011 nucleotides. RefSeq lists its product as uncharacterized. The transcript has a single exon. The coding region runs from base 1 to 1011 and encodes 336 amino acids. Lineage: Eukaryota; Fungi; Ascomycota; Eurotiomycetes; Onygenales; Onygenaceae. Gene Ontology annotation, molecular function: riboflavin reductase (NADPH) activity; FMN binding. The record is from RefSeq and is a predicted model, not a curated record.